Molecule: messenger RNA, 747 nt
Organism: Aspergillus luchuensis
Lineage: Eukaryota; Fungi; Ascomycota; Eurotiomycetes; Eurotiales; Aspergillaceae
Exons: 2
Coding region: 1-747 (248 amino acids)
Source: RefSeq, a predicted model, not a curated record
AUGGCAGCGUGCACUUUCACACCCAAACAGAUCCUGAAGAAGGAGGUGUCACAGAGAGAAUAUGAGUUCCUCCAAGAAUGGGCCCCCGACACUAUCAAGGACUACACUCCGAUCAAACCUGGCAAUCCGGUAGACAGGAUGCCCAAGCAUCAGACGAUGCCCAGCCAGCCACUCGUCCAGAGCCCCCGACGGGCUAAACCUCGCUCGCCUCUCUACGAGGAAUGGAAGGUUCAGCCAAACGAGGCGGCAAAAGUCACAGGCGCUUCUGUGAACAUGGAGAAUAAAACUAACGGGAUGAUUCCUCGUGCUCCUACUACCAACGUCAGGGUCAAUGGCAGGCAUCCUAGUAACUCGUUGGACACAAAGAUCCGCCAGCAGGAGCCGGUAAAGAGUAGUCCUGUUUUACAUAAUCAUUAUGCGAAACCCACCGCUAGCACGAAUAACCGAGUUAUCGCGAACCCUGUCCCUAGUGUGGCAUCCAAGUCGGGAGUGCCCAGGCCUGGGCCAUAUAAACCCGCGGAACAGAACAACAAGAGGGUCAUGGUGAGCCAACGCAGGCCACCUCCACCGCCUUAUGUAUACACCGCACCGAAUCGUAAACAGUUUCGAAACGAUGACUUGAUCAGAUGGUCGGACGGGAUCAAGACUCUGAGCGGAGCUAUGGCCUACUUUCAACCUACUUUCAUUCAAGACCCGUGGAAGGAUCUGAAACCUGUUGUGACGAAAUUCCUUGAGCGAUACUGGUAA